AUGGCUAUUAUGUACAUAAUUUUCUUCCUAUCGAUGACAAAUUAUCCGCGAUUACAAGCAUUGCGAGCUUACGAUUAUCCUUGGACUUAUGACAAUGACCUUCUCGGAGGACCUGACUUUUGGGGUUUACUAAGCAAAAAAUGGGAAAUGUGUGCAAAAGGCAAGAUGCAGUCACCAAUCGAUAUAGUACCAUCAUCCAUAUUAUACGAUCCUAGGGUAAGUUAUUCUUCAAAUUUUUACAAAAGUAUUCCUUUAUCUUCGAAAUCAUUUUUUAAAUUUGCUGAAUUUUCUUUCUUCACUUUGUUAAUUCACAUGAAAUACAAAAUUAUUCAUUCUCAGACAACUGCUGAAAUGAUAAAUAUUGGCCAAAUGCCUCGAUUACGCUUACUUUAUGAUGGCAAUUCUCGAAUACUAAAUAUUAGUGGCGGACCAGUGAAACCUUAUAAGUAUCGCUUGCAAAGGAUUGACUUUCAUUACUCAAACGAUGAAGCAACUGGCUCAGAGCAUGCCAUCAAUUCCAAAAACUUUCCUAUGGAGAUUCAACUAAUCACGUACAAUAGCGAUUUAUACGCAAAUUUUACAGCGUCACUUACAUUACCGCGGGGAAUAGCAGCUAUUUCGAUUAUUGUUUUGCUCGGCGAAGAAACCAGUGAAGAACUACUAAAAAUAACCAAUUUUAUUGAAAAAGUGCCUUUCAAAAAAAAACGAGUUACAAUGAAUGACUUGAAAGUUUGGAAAUUAUUCCCUAAUUUGACAGAUUACAUCACAUACGAAGGGUCAAUGACGUCACCUGGAUGCUACGAGACAGUCACGUGGAUCAUACUCAAUCAUCCAAUAUAUAUAACUCGAAAGGACUUAAAUAGAUGGCGGAAAUUACAACGAACUGUUGCAGAAGAAAAAGAACCUCAAUAUGUGGCUCCAAAUUUCAGGCCAUUACAGUACUCUCAUGGAAGAUUAAUUCGUACUAAUAUUGUCAGCAAAGUAAGUUAUGUAUUUGAACCACUUUUUAUUCAAGUUAAUUACUAA
This is a messenger RNA of Thelazia callipaeda (thelaziosis nematode), 1026 nucleotides long. The record is from the annotation of a GenBank genome assembly. NCBI's taxonomy places the organism in Eukaryota, Metazoa, Nematoda, Chromadorea, Rhabditida, Thelaziidae.